Molecule: messenger RNA, 3840 nt
Organism: Oncorhynchus mykiss (rainbow trout)
Lineage: Eukaryota; Metazoa; Chordata; Actinopteri; Salmoniformes; Salmonidae
Source: RefSeq, a predicted model, not a curated record
GGGCAAAAUAACACGUAUCACUUCACCCGGAAGUAAUGGAGAAGAGUUUCGUAGGUUACAUAAACGUGAAUAGUUGUUGUUAUUUCAUAGCUAACGUUUUAUUAUAUAUAUAUAUUUAAUAUAUCCAUGCUGUGGACGUAUAGUGCUUAUGUUUAGUUAACAACCCGACGUUGAAGUUGGUCUUUCAGAAUAAUGCAAACUUUGAAAGGAGUCAGACACUUGAUGACAUCAGCUACCAUGAAACAAGCAGUGUCAGAGUUCAAUAUGCCAGUGCCGUGGGGAGAGAUAAGGGGCAAGGUCUGGGGUCCUGACCAUGGUCGACCAAUACUCUGCCUGCACGGCUGGGCAGACAACUGUGGCACUUUCAACACUCUCAUUCCACUGCUGCCAAAAGAGUGGAAGUAUGUAGCUGUGGAUAUGGCUGGCCAUGGUCUCUCCUCUCAUCGACCUCCUGGAGUCUUCUACAGCUUUCCUGCUUAUGUGGCUGACAUACGGCGGGUCAUUGGAGCUCUCCAAUGGAAGAGAUUCUCUAUUAUCGGACACUGUAUGGGUGGCAAUGUAGCUGGAAUGUUCAGUGCAUUGUAUCCAGAGAUGGUGGAUUCAGUGGUUCUCCUGGACUCCUAUGGAUUCUUACCCACAGACGCAAAGGAAUUGCAUACGGUGAUAAGACAGGGAUUUGAAGGAAUGCUUGAGUUUGAGAAGAAGAAAGAUGAGAAGAAAGAGAAGGUUUACACCUAUGAGAACGCAUUGAUGAGGCUUUUGGCAGCAAACCCCUCUCUCUCGGAGCAGUCAGCCCACAUUCUUCUAGAACGAGGACUCGCUCAGGUUGGAGGAGGGGUGGUGUUCACCCGAGACUUUAGAAUCAACCUGAAAAACGUUGUGCGUGUCAGUCUGGAGCAGAGUCUGGAGUUGCAGUCCAGGAUACAGGCCAGAGUUCUAGUAGUGCUGGCGGAGGAGGGGUUUGAGAAGAUGUUUUCUGAACCACAACAGAAGACCUUUACCUCAACACUACUUCAAGGGUAUAAAGACCAAAGAGGCAUGGUGGUUAACGUACCUGGUGAUCAUCAUGUCCACCUGAACACCCCUGAGACUGUGGCCCAACUCAUCACUGACUUCCUCCAGAAAGAAGCUCCUUCACACAGCACUGCAGAGGAUACACAGGCAGCCAAGUUAUAAUCCCCCGCCCCUCCCCCACUAUGUUAGUUAGUGUUUACUCUCAGAUACAUGCAGUGUGCCUGUAGCCUUCCUGGUGCCAUCCAUCCAUUCAUAACAUGAGCAGUAUUGAAGGUAGACUCAGCGACAUGGCGUAGAUGCAGAAAGUAAAUAGCAUAGUGGGUACAUUUCCGCAACAAUUCCUGGUGAACCUGUGAACUGGACUGUGUGAGAGCGAAGUCUUGUAUCUCACUCAUCUCAAUAUCUGCGGUGCUGCCCGUGUCAACGUCAUUCUGCUGAAUCUACGCAUAAUAUGAGACUGGAUCAGUUUACAAACCUGUAGACACAGAAUAAAUUGCUACUACUAAACAGACUUUAAAGACUUUGAAACCCUAAUAUUUAUUAUAUUGUGCUGUAUCUAAAACACACCAAUACUUUUUUAACGGCAGUCUGUCAAGCUAGAAUACUUGAUGUUUACCAGUUGCUGUAUGUCAUGUCUUUUUAGAACUGGGCUGUUUUCUCCCAACGGAUGACCCGGUGAUGCCUUGCUACUGGUCAGAACCUAUUGAAAUGCAUUCAUAUUUUAAUAAAUCACACAUUUUUAUUUAAAAAAAUAAUUGUAUAGGGUUCGGCUUCACACCAAUCAGAUGCAGACCUACAUGUCCACUUCCUGGAUGUGGCCCAAUGAGAAGUGGAUUAGAGGUUGAUCUAUUAAGCUUAUCUUUCCUUCAUAUGGACCUAGAGCUGAGUAACAAUCAUUCAACUAAUUGGACAAAGGCUUCUUCCUGGUACAGUUUGACAAUAAAUAGGUCAUCCUUCCUGCUCUGCAGUCUUGUUUUAGUCAUUGUCUCAUAAAAGUAAUUGUCUCGGACGUCAAGAGAGAAAAAAAACAUGACAGGUUGUGCUUUGUAGAUGAGAAUCAUAUUGCUUCUUCCUGAGUGACGGAUAUGAAGGAGAACAUUACCCUCUUACUCUGUGAUGGUUUGUGCGUUUAAAUGAACUGGAAUCGAUUUCAUGCAGAGGCUGGAGGAGGCGACCGGAGACAUCUGAAGGGUCCUGGCCCAAAGAAACACCACAAUAACCGUUGCAUAACAUCCGCCUCCACCCAUCACUAGGGCUGUUGUCAUAGCAAUGCCCCCCUCCUCCCCUCCCUUUGAAUGUGACGUCAGAAACCAGAGCAGUAUGAUGAACCUCUCUGUCAUCUGUACAGAGAGAUCACCUUGGAUUAUAUUAUACCAUCCAGUUGACGGUUGUGCUGCAUUAGACCAAUACAUCAUCUGAUCAGUGACUCCAUUGCUCCUCCAUUUUACACAAACAUCAUAUUCAGAGGAAGGCGGGCACAGAAGAGACCACAGGUAUGUGCCGAAACCUGCUAGCUACCGUGGGGUGAUAUUUUUUGUCAUGAUCAUGUGCAGUUACUCUAGCAGCUAAUGUGUGCAAUCAGUUACAGUGGACAUAAUCUACUGACACAGUACAAGGAUGGCGAAGCAUGUUAGAGUAUUUGAAUGGCAAUAGCCUGCCACAACUAAUAUACCUUAACACAGAGGACCAUUUUAUAGUCAAUUUUGACAGGGCAGUUGCUUGCACAUAAUAGUUGACUUGAGAUUGUGAAUAAGGAGUACGCUUCCAGGUUAAGCUGCACCAUGUUUACAAUAGGUAGAUAGUGUUUGGUAUUUGAUCAUCAGCUCACAAUCUAAUGUCCCCCGUCGUCCUCCUGUACCGCUCCGUAACAGUACCAUGUCCUGGAUGUUCCUGGACUGGUUCGUCCCCGUCUACCUGCUGGUGUCGGUCCUGGUGCUGGCCGGCUUCGGCGCCUGUCUCUACUUCCUGGAGCCAGGGCUUCAGGACGCACACAAGUGGAGCAACAAGACUGUGAAGCACCGUCCGCUGGUGGUGAGCUUGAACAGCAAAGACGAAGAUGGCAAUGCCCUCAUAUGAUAUGACCACGCACACUACAGGAAGGACAGAAGCUGACCAUAUGGAGUGGGGCUGGGACUGGAGGACCGCAGGAUGGUAGAUAGAGACAGACACCCCCUGAGAGGUUUGGGACGUGAGAGGCCUGACUGGGAAGAAACAGCAUUGAGAGGAAGGCACUGUGGUCAGGUGGUGUCACCCUUUGAAACGUGAAAUAACGUUUUCAUAGAGAGGGGAAACAAAAAAUGAGGUCAUUUGAACAAAGGGAUAGUUCCUGUUUUCAUGUUCAUAUUUGUGCCAUUUCAUGAUUGUGCCAAUUUUUACAUAUAUUUUGUAACCAGACAUUCACUGCAUUUCUCAUGAUGUUUAUGUAUCUUAGUGCAUUUGAAGCUGACUAAUAAAGUGCAAUACAUUUCUAAAUGUUGAAACCACAAAAUCAGUUUUCUGAAAAUGUCAAUAUGGCAGCUGCUAUCAAGAUGUCUCUCGUUUGGAAGUAUUUGUAAAGGUGUUUGAAUGAAACUGUAAAUUGCUUUCAGUAAUGAUAUCAGUUAUGUGCCAAAUAGAUUGAUGAUUAAAUUGUUCAAGAUGCCAAAAGAAUCCAUUCAGAGGUCGAUCCUAAGAAAACGUUUGUAUUUUACUCUCAUCGCACUGUCCUUUUUUACUGAAGGGUGGUGGGAAAAAAGUAUGUAUGUAUCAUUUUGCACUUUUGACCAUGUUACCAUAAUUAUAUAUUCAUAAGAAAUAACAAAAUAAAUGGAUUUAUCACCACUUGAA